Diabrotica virgifera virgifera (western corn rootworm) is the source of this 4819-nucleotide messenger RNA. RefSeq names its product zinc finger protein 239-like. The transcript is spliced from 3 exons. NCBI's taxonomy places the organism in Eukaryota, Metazoa, Arthropoda, Insecta, Coleoptera, Chrysomelidae. The record is from RefSeq and is a predicted model, not a curated record. Bases 199 to 1215 code for a protein of 338 amino acids. Gene Ontology annotation, cellular component: nucleus.
GACCACUGACAGCAUAAUCAAGAUGGAGGAUUUGUUUGAAAGUUUAUGGUUUAAUUAUGUCAAAACAGUAAAUUUUAAAUGAGGAAUAUAGAAAAAAUAUGCAUUGAAAUCUUUAAAUACAGAACCCGACAUUUUUAAAGCAUUAUAAAAUUUACCUAAUUUUAACUGAAAUUUGCAUAUAAAAUCAACUUUAAUAAUAUGGAAAUAAAACAAGAAACUACGGUGAAAACUUGUAAAAUAGAAACAUAUAAUGAGGCGUGUGAUGGUUCCUUGGAUGUCUUCAAAAUAAUUGAAAUUAAGGAAGAACCCAAGGGAGAAUGUGCAUAUUAUGAUACAUUUGAUUAUGGAGACUUAAAAAAUGAAUUUCCCCUAAAAACUGAAGUAGAAGAUGAAUAUAAAUUGACAUCUUUUGAAGAAAAGCAAACGAAGAAUGAAGAAAGUAGUCCCCAAGAAGAUAACAAAACUGAGAUUAUGGAAACUUCAACUGCACAUCCAUCUCAUAAAGGAAAAUGUAAUAGGCCUUACAAAUGUGAAACUUGUUUUAAACAAUUUACUCGACCACGCAAUUUGAAAAUUCAUUUGAGAGUGCACAAUGGAGAAAAACCUCACAAGUGUGAAAUUUGUUUUAAGCAAUUUAGUGAAAGAGGCACUUUGAAAAGACAUCUGAGAGUUCAUACUGGGGAAAAACCUUACAAGUGUGAGGUUUGUUGUAAGCAGUUUUCUCAGAAAGCUAAUUUGGAAACUCAUUUGACAGUGCAUAUUGGAGAAAAACAUUACAAGUGUGAGAUUUGUUUAAAGCAAUUUUUUAGAGGCAGUGCUUUGAAAAGGCAUAUGAAAGUGCACACUGGGGAAAAACCUUACAAGUGUGAGAUUUGUUUUAACCAAUUUAGUGAAGCAAGUACUUUGAAAGGUCAUUUGAUUAUACACACUAAAGAAAAACAAUACAAGUGCGAGAUUUGUUUUAAUACAUUUUUUAAAGCCAGUGCUUUGAAAAUGCAUGUGAGAGUGCACACUGGGGAAAAACCUUAUAAGUGUGAGAUUUGUUUAAAGCAAUUUUCUAAGAAAUCCAAUUUGGAAAGUCAUUUGACAGUGCAUACCGGAGAAAAACAUUACAAGUGUAAUAUUUGUUUUAAGCAAUUUGUUAAAGUCAGUGCUUUCAAAAAGCAUAUGAGAGUGCAUACUGGGGAACAGCCUCUCGGUGUGAAAUUUGUUUAAAGCGGUUUUCUGACAAAAAAGACAUCUGAGAGUUCAUACUGGGAAAAACCUUAGAAGUGUGAGGUUUGUUGUAAGCAGUUUUCUCAGAAAGCUAAUUUGGAAUGUCAUUUGAUACAGCACACUGGACAAAAACAAUAUAAGUGCGAGAUUUGUUUUAAGCAAUUUAGUGAAAGAGGCACUUUGAAAAGACGUCUAAGAGUUCAUACUGGGGAAAAACCUUACAAGUGUGAGGUUUGUUUUAAGCAAUUUUUUAGAUUCAGUGAUUUAAAAAGAGAUACGAGAGUGCAUACUGGGGAAAAACCUCACAAGUGUGACAUAUGUUUUAAGCAAUUUAGUGAAGCAAGUAAUUUGAAAGAGCAUUUGAUUACACACACUGGGGAAAAACGUAAAGCGUGUGAGAUUUGUUGUAAGUGAUUUAGUGAACCAAAUUCUUCGAAACAUCAUUUGGUAACACACACUGGGAAAAAAUCUUAGAAGUGUGAGAUUUGUUUUAAGCAAUUUUGUCAAGAUUACAUAUACACAUAUACCGGGUGGUGAAUUGGAAAACGGGCCACAGGAAACUCAAUGUAAAAUUCUAAAUUGUUGAAUUCCUGCUUCCCUAAUUAUUAUACAUCAAAAGUCAUGAGAAGCUAUUUGUAGAGGAUUAAAAUCUGUAUUAAAAACAAAAGUUAAAAUUGUUCUACGAUUUAAACAGAGUCCAAAAUUUAAAAAAAUAGAAUACAUUUGCCAUACCUAAGUAAGUGCGUAAAAGUAAGGCCAUACGUUACUAUUUCUGACAGUACGCAAACUAUUGACUGAAUAAAACACCUUUAUUAUUACUACUUUCUCCUCAACUGAGGACAUCUUUUCGACUUUAUUGUUUUUUAAAUAAUUAAAACGAUAAAAUAAAAAUACUGACAGUUCAAAAUAUUGUUAAUAUAAUAAUUUCAUUGUGACCGAAGGCAACCUUAUACACAUUCUUGCAGUAUGUGUGGCCUAAAUUUGGCAAAUACUUUGAUAAAAUUUAUUAUAUUUUACAAAAUUUUGGAAUGUGUUUAAUUUGUAGAACAAUUUUAACAAUUGUUUUCAAUAAAGAUUUCAAUCCUCUACAAAUAGUUUCUCAUGUCUUUUGAUGUAGAAUAAUUAGGCAAGCAGGAAUUCAACAGUUUAGAAUUUUACAUUGAGUUUCCUAUGGCCCGUUUGACAAUUCACCACCCUGUAUAUCAAGAUACACAUACUUACAUAUUACACUUACACCUUCUGAAUUCGAAUUCAUUUUCAGAGGUCACUCUAUUUUGAUAAAUGUAAAUCCAAUUAUACUUCUAUAAAUCCAAUUAACCUACAAAGAUCAAUGGAAGUACAGAAUACUAUAAAACAAGAACAAAAUAAAAAUUGAUAAAAAUAACAAAAUGAAAGAGGUAAACACAGAGUAUUAAAAAGAAAUUUGUUCUUAAUACUGUCAUCGAACAACGGUGUUCGGUGAUACUGUGCCUACUGUGGUAAACAGGUCUAUUCACAAACCAUACAUACUCUAGACGUUUCACGACCAUGUUAAUCUUUCGGAUCGAAUUAACGCCAUCUCUUGAUUGGAAUGGGAACUAAAUUGACAAAUUUUAAUUACGUGGAAAGUUCAAAUUAUAAAUUUUGCGGGAUUUUUGAUGAAAUUUCGCAGGAAAUUAAAACAACAGAAAGACAAUUCAAUGUUGUAUUCAAUAAUUAUACUAUGAGUUAAAAUUACCUUAAAAGUUCCAUCUACAUAAAAAAUACCUACUAAAAGUAUUGUCUAAAAGUUCUGUUAGUAGGUAAUGCUGUAAUCGGGGCUGAAAUACCAAUAUAACCAAAAAUCAUAGUUUUACGGUUUUACUGAAAACUUUAAAUAUUCCAAUUUGUUUUCAAAAUGCUAAACACUACUGCCAUGUGUCACGUGAAAGCACUGAUGUACAAUAUUGAGUUGAAUGAAAAUUUUUGAAAGAAUCUUGCAGGAUGAUUGUUCAGAUAAUUACCUUAUAAUCUUUUACAAACUUCCAAAAAUAUAUAGGCCCGAAAUGUUGAUGAAAAACUUGUCUAUUGGAUAAACUGUUUCAGGAUCUAUUAUAUUGUUUUUUAAAUGUGGAGAAACACAACACGGGAUGAUCAAGGUAAACUAAACAUUCUACUCAUAAAAACGGAGAGGAGGUUAAUACAAUUGAUUAAAAUUGUGAUUAAAUCUAAUUAAAAAUGUAACACCACUAUAAUAAAAUAAUUAAGCCACAAACUGUAAAAUAAAAAGUAAAUAACAAAUUAAUUUAAUUGUCAACUGUCAGUUGUUAAAUAUAACAAGAGAAUUGACUGACAGCGACAUCUCUGGAUUGGAAUGGUAACUAAUUUGCUGUCUUGACCUUGACAAUUUAUGUGAAACAUCUAUGAGUAUGUAUGGUUUGUGGCUCUAUUUUCGAAAGUUGACAACCGAACUGCGAAGUGUCGAAUCGAAAAUCUGUGACCCGUGAUUGGUCCAAAUUCUUCCAUAACACAAGUCCUGGAGAAACUGAUAUCUCGCGUUACUAACGGCGCUGGCGAAAACUAUUUAAUCCCCUUUACUCAUCGGCUCACGGCGAAUAAAAACCCUUGCAGUCGUCUGUCAAGUGGUGUCAUACAGUGAUAUUAUAUAAACAUUAAAUGACGUUUAAUAAACGUCCAGAAUGAUUCAACCGAUUUGGCUAAUUUCGAUUUUGAAACAUUUGUAGAAGUCCAAGGAAAGUUUAAAAGGUGAGAACAUAAUGUGAUGAAAUUGUAAAGAAAAUAUUAAAACAACAUGUUAUUUUCAGAUACAAACAGCUAUAUUAAACUCCUUUAGAUUUAUGUCACUAAAACUGCGGCUAUCUUCGCGUCUAUUUACUUUUUUUAGGUUUCCCGUGAUCUGUAGUGGGAGCACGCCAAAUAGAAUUCUAUUUUAGUGACGUCACCUUGCCUAGCAACCGUCGAUUCUCGCAUUGUGAAAUUCGAUUUUGUGACGUCAGCAAAAUAGAAUUCUAUUUUGCGUGCUCUCACUACUGAGUUCGAAUCUCUGCCAGCGAGAAUUUUUAAGUGAAAACUUCUUUAGAGACACUUUUUGGACGGGGAAAAAGUAAUUAAUAAAUUAGCUACCGUCAUCGCUUUGGCGAAAUAAAGAAAUGAAAGCUUGUUUAGGGACGUUGUGCACUUUUUGAAGAUAUUCUUCUUUAGCGGCGAAUCGAUUGAGGGUAAAAUUGUACAUCAACCACGCGCCUGCGCACACUGACAGUAUGUAGUUCUGACAGUGUGUAGUUCAUUGCUAAUCUUUCAAUAUAGUUAUGUAUGUAUCUGUAACCGUGCAAAUAAGUCAUUAAAAGAAUAUAUUAGUGGUUUUAGGAAAUGUAUUAUUUAUUAUAAUUCUUGUGUUUCCCUGUAGUAAAAUAAUAAAAUAUGUAGGCAUAACAUUUUUACAGUUUGUCGCCGUGUUGUGUAAUUAUAUCCGAAACUUACGUGUCAAUUCAAGUGGCUCGAUGGCGUAGUUGGCAUAGCGGUGGGACAGAGAACGGAAGCACACGGAAGGUCGCGGGUUCUAAUCCUGGACGAUUCAUACUUUUUUUUAUUUUUCGUUAUUUUAAUAAAAAAAUUUUGAAAGUGG